AUGAAACUCCUUUGGCUCACUUUCCUAGUAUUGGCGGCAGCUUCUAACCUCCUUCGAGUAAACGAUAAAAAUUUCAACGAUGUGGUGAAGAACUCCGGAAAGUUCACUUUGGUUGACUUCUAUGCUGAUUGGUGUAGACAUUGUAUGAACCUUAUGCCUGCGAUCGAAGAAUUAGCUGAUCUUUACGCAGAUGUGGAAGAUAUUCAAAUUGUGAAGAUCAACGGAGAUGAAGACGGAAGGAAAAUGACAUCAAAGUAUGACAUACCUGGCUUCCCAACACUAUUGUUGUUCCAUGGAAAUGACAAUCCUAUUGAGUAUGAUGGAAUGAGAGACGCUGAAUCCAUCAGCAACUUCAUUCAACAAGCUUCCGGGGUGAGACUCAGUAAAUCCGGAGAAACCGAUGAACAAGAGAUUAGCAUUACGAAACCAACUCAAAUCAUGGCACUAGAUGACGACAACUUCAAGGAAAAGGUACUUGAUGCAAACUACAAAACCCUUGUCAUGUUCAGCGCUCUGUGGUGUAGGUACUGCAAGGAAGUGAAGCCAUUUUGGGAGGAAAUCGCCAACAAAAUCUUCGACUCAGAUUCUGAAAUCAUAAGAUUCGGAGAAGUUGAUCUUAGUGAGGAAAACAAUUCAAAGGCUGAAAAGAUAAAGGAGCAAUUUGGAGUUCGCUUAUUGCCCAGUAUUAUGCUCUUUGACCCAUCUAGAAUUGAUAAAGAUGGAUUGAAACGACCAGUCGUUUACAACGACGACCGCAAUUUGGAGUAUUUGGUGACAUUUGUCAACGACGAGACUGGUCUCAGCAGGAAUUAUGAAGGUAAAUUGUUUGCAAAUGCGGGAAGAAUAUUAAGCAUUGAUGAAGCAAUUGAGGCUUAUGAGGGACACAAUGGCGAAGCAAUCGUGAGGAAAAUAGAAGAACUCGAAUCUCAGUUCUUGGAGCAUGGUAGGGACUUUUUGGUGGAAAAGAAUAUUCUCUUUUUUAAGGAUGACAUGAGUAUGACCUCAUAUUACAAGAAAAUAGUUGGGAGAAUCAUCAACGAUGACAAGGAGUACUUUGUUGGAGAAACUGCAAGGUUGAGAUCCCUCGUCUCAAAGGAAGAAGCAAACAUGGAACGCACUGCUUACGAUUACAUGCAAAAGAGAUUGAAUAUUUUAGAGGCUGUAUCCAAGAUGAAGAAAUUCUAA
Sungouiella intermedia is the source of this 1185-nucleotide messenger RNA. NCBI's taxonomy places the organism in Eukaryota, Fungi, Ascomycota, Pichiomycetes, Serinales, Metschnikowiaceae. The record is from the annotation of a GenBank genome assembly.